Messenger RNA from Haplochromis burtoni (Burton's mouthbrooder), 1516 nucleotides. It is a transcript of the gene spata1, whose product is annotated as spermatogenesis associated 1. The record is from RefSeq and is a predicted model, not a curated record. Lineage: Eukaryota; Metazoa; Chordata; Actinopteri; Cichliformes; Cichlidae. The transcript has 10 exons. The annotation marks the transcript as partial.
UAUGAUCCGCAGCAGAGCAACCACUGCUGGCACUCUCAUAAAAGAAACUUCACUGGACAACUGAGGGUGUUUGAUUACUACAGACUGGAACUUAGCAGUGCACGCCUUCAGAGCACAAGAGCAGAAAUCUUCCAGUGUUUCUGUUCCUUCUCUGAUGGAGCUGUCUUGCGCGUCAGCGAGAUAUACAGAGGACAGGAGACCUCACAGCUGCAAGCUUCUGGAGCUCCAUGUGCUGUUUGUGCCAGCUGACCAGUGGAAUGUGAAGCUCAAUAAAGUCCCUGCUGAAGCCACAGAGAGCUUCAUAUCAGCCGGCUUCAUCAGGGUUUACCCUGAUGUUACCCUGAAAACUCUUAGGAGUGAGCUGGGCGCUCUCCUUGGUGCACAGAGGAGCGUCAACAAAUUCUCCUUCCUUAAAUGUGUGGGGCGCAGUCUGGCGCUGGUCAAAAGCAAACAGGAGCAAGACCUGAAAGUGAAAGUGUUCGCCCCACCCUAUGCCACGCAGCCGGAGCUUUACUUGCUGCCCGCUGUGGAGAAUGACAGCAGCGUUUGCUCCCGGUCUCUCACCCCUGACACCACCAGCACCUCCCCAGACCACCAGAUCUAUUACCACCCUCCCAAAACGUGCAGCCGGGCAACAGGAACAAAGGAGCCCAUCAAAUUCCCCCAUAUCCCCCAGUAUUCACAUCAGCCACCUCCCACACACCGCCUAGAAGAAGAGGAGGAAGAAGGGGAUGAUAGGAGCUACAGCUCUUCAGAAGGAGGCGGGGAGAAGGAAGGUGAAACUCUCUCCUCCAUCAGGAGAGCAGAGCAGGAGUGUUUUCGAGGGCAAAAGCAAAGGGCACCCCAGCUUGCUUUGCACACACCCCAACUGCAAGGCUGCAGAGGUGGAGAUUUCCAGCAGUGUGUGGCUGAUUCAGCUCAGGUGAAGGAAAUGCCAGAGAAAGAAGAAACCUGCAGAAAGAAGAAACAUAACCAAAGAGGAAACAGAGCAGCCAGACAUUCAGGAGUGGCGGAGUCCCUGGAGGACAGAGAUUCAGGCUUCUCCCUAACAGACGGGGUUGGGAAAUCAAAAGUGGAACACGCGCUGAAGUCCAUCAGAAACAAUCGAACAGCCAGGCUGUCAGAAAGCCUAGCUCCGUUGUCUCAGCCUGCCGUAUCACCACCUUCAGGUUUAGACUUGGCCACAGUCACCCAUGAAACGGCUGCUUCUCCAGUCCUUCACACAAACAGGGAAGAACUAAUCAGUGAAAUCAAGCUGGUACGGGAGGAGAGAAAGCAGCUGGAGAGGACGCGACAAGAGCUGCUGCGAAAGGGGAAAGACUUGUUAGCCCAGAACAGACACCGCAGGAACCAAGCACGUGACAGCUGGAAAAAGAAAUAUUUUGAAGCCAAGAAGGCCACAGCGCCACUGGACGAGAACUUGAGAAACUUGAGACAAGAACUGGAGACGUUUUACAACAAAGUCCUGCAUCAGCUGCAGGCCCGAGAUAACAGAGCAAAGCCCAGACACCAAGGA